Molecule: messenger RNA, 1032 nt
Organism: Larimichthys crocea (large yellow croaker)
Lineage: Eukaryota; Metazoa; Chordata; Actinopteri; Sciaenidae
Gene: polr2g
Product: RNA polymerase II subunit G
Exons: 8
Coding region: 152-670 (172 amino acids)
Biological process (GO): transcription initiation at RNA polymerase II promoter; DNA-templated transcription; nuclear-transcribed mRNA catabolic process
Cellular component (GO): RNA polymerase II, core complex; P-body
Molecular function (GO): single-stranded DNA binding; translation initiation factor binding; single-stranded RNA binding
Source: RefSeq, a predicted model, not a curated record
AAACCAGGGCAACAAAAGACUCAUGACCCGGAAAUGGUUUAGUUGCGAGCGAGCGAGCGACAGACAGGCAGGUUUUAAUUCAUAAAGUGACAAACGAUUUUUGGAUAAUUCAUCAAAAGAAGGAAAAUCAGCGGAUACGGACUGAACAGAAAUGUUUUACCAUAUUUCUUUGGAGCAUGAAAUCUUACUCCACCCGAGGUAUUUUGGUCCUAACCUGCUCAACACCGUGAAACAGAAGCUGUUCACAGAGGUGGAGGGCACCUGCACCGGCAAGUAUGGCUUUGUCAUCGCAGUCACCACCAUUGACAACAUUGGUGCAGGUGUAAUCCAGCCAGGAAGAGGGUUUGUCCUCUAUCCAGUGAAGUACAAGGCCAUUGUGUUCCGCCCAUUCAAAGGAGAAGUGGUGGAUGCUGUGGUCACUCAGGUCAACAAGGUUGGAUUGUUCACAGAAAUUGGUCCCAUGUCUUGCUUCAUCUCACGCCAUUCUAUCCCCUCAGAAAUGGAGUUUGAUCCCAACUCUAACCCUCCUUGUUAUAAGACAGUCGAUGAGGACAUUGUAAUCCAGCAAGAUGACGAGAUCCGCCUAAAGAUUGUGGGAACAAGAGUGGACAAGAAUGACAUUUUUGCCAUCGGGUCUCUCAUGGAUGAUUAUCUGGGUCUUGUGAGCUGAUUCGCCCCAGACGGAGCACCUUUCACAUGGGACAUUUUAUGUAGUAGUCUAGUCAUUCCUUUGUUACAAUGAAUAUUUUUCUACACUGAUUGAUAAGGUAUGCUGGCGGGUGGGGAAUCCCCAUAUCUUUGCCAUUUCAUAAAGCUGCACAGCAUGCAUUUCUUGUUUUGUAUUGGAGCUGGUGUAAGAUUCAAAGAAAAUUUGUAGCCAGGCUUAAUUUACAGCAAGAUGGCAUACAAUGCCGAAGUAACCGGUAUUAUUAAUUUAGUUUCUUUCAUGAUGAAUUUAUAAUUUCCACCUCAACUGUUUUUUUUUUUUUUUUUGUACAUGGACUGUAAUAAAGUAUUUUUUAUUUGCUCUUA